AAAUCAAUUGCAUUCAAUUGAACAAGUUAAUAAGUUGCCUACAUUUUUUAUGUUUGAUUUUGUAUAUCCCUAAGGAUUAGGCCUAGGAAAAAAACUGAUUGUAUCUCUAUGAACUCUUCAUCCAUUUGUCAAUAAAGACGAUAUGUAUUUUUGUAUUAUUUAUAAAAAAUUAGAUUUUUGGUGUUAAAGUGGGUCAGCCUGACAGUCAGGUCGAUGCUUUCAAGUGCUUAAAGUUUCUAGCAUUUUUGUUACCACUUUCUUUAACUUUUCAAGGAUCUAAUAACUUAAAAAAAUCUCUAACACAUGAGAAGUAUGGUGUUUAAAAAUGUUAUAAUCUUACAAUUUUGUUAUUUAAAUCAUGUUCUAUUUAUUCUAUGUCAAGACAGACAGUUAUUUUCCCAAACUUCAUAUGGCCCAUCUCUGUUUAGAAACUGAAAUUACACAUAACUGAAAGGUGCUAAAACAGUACAGCAUUACCAACAUUACCCUAUUGGUACUUAUGUAGUUGACUUGAAUAUCAACAUACUUAGUGUCACAAAAAAAAAGCAUCUUUAUAUACUUAAUAUGCUUUAGAAACACAAAAUUGAAGGUUAAUUUUAUUACGUAAUGAAAUCAAUAGACUAUCUUUUGUAUUUUCAUGUGUCAAAGUAAAAAACUAUCUGCCCAAAGUGAGUUCUUAAACUUAGAUAUAGAUCUAGAUCCUUUCGAUCUUUUCUCAUGUAAAUAUGGCCUAGAUCGAUGAAGUUAUAAUGCUUUCAUAGAGUUGGUCAACUUUUUUUUUUGAAGGUCUUAAGUUUGUUUAAGGGCUACAAUACAUACACUACUGUCUAAGUUAGUACCCAAGGAACAUUUAUGCCAAGUUUUAUCAAGAUUGGUCAAGCGGUUUUGAUUUCUAUUCGUAACAUACAUACAUACAUAUGCCUUACUUUCUACUUUAUAAUAUAGAUAAUAUCUAGCACUUUAGUGUUUGUGACCUAAUUAAUGACUUAGUAUUCUAUCAAUAAUUUUCUCUGCCUCCUUUUCCCUCAUCAUUGUUCUCACUACUAUAACUAGAACAAUGUUUUGGGGCUGUUUUGGUUUACACUUGUGUGUUGCGCUAUCAAUGAACUGUUUCUGUUGUGUGUUGGUUUAAUGGCUGCACUUGGAUUGAGUCUUAAAAUUUGUUACUUUGCACUGAAUAUGUGUGAAUGUUUGGAAGUGGAAUUGUGUAGGAAGAGAGUAAGAGACCAGGAAAGGGGGUGUAGACAGAGUAAGAGAGGGACGCAUUGUAUGAAUAACUGUGUUUGUGUGUUAUUGUAAUUAUUUUAUCCAUUUGUUAUGAAAUUAUUAUCUGUUUCAAAGGAGUGUCCUUGCUGUGCAUUUGAGCACAAAAGUAAAAAAAAAAAGUGCAUAAAAAAAAUAAAAUUAUAGAUCGGCUUCUAGAUCUUGAAGCAUAGUGUUCUUAACUGACUCUGUAUUUGAGGCUGAUGUCACAUUUUAAUGGUCCAUCAAUCAUUGAUAACCUCUUCAUACAGUGUCUUCACUGUUUUUUUCUCUCCCUCCACCCCCUUUCCCAGUCCAUAAUAUUUUAAUUUUAAAAUACCAUAUCUACACUCAAUAUCUCCCCCUUUAUAGUAAAUAUCUCUUCAUAUCAAGUCAAGAACGCAUUUCAUUUUUCCUGACUUUCUUGUGUCACAAUGGUCAAAAUUCUCCUGACUGUUUUAUAUUGUUAUGGUGACAACAUAUUUGUGACCAAAAAAAAAAGACAUCUUUUUCACUUAACAUGGGGAGGAACAUAAGACACUCAGGUCCAUCACAUAGUCAUGUGUUAGGCAUUGGUUUUUGACACAUAAUAUAGAGCUAAAUAGAAUGGUGCAUCUGGAAGUAAAAAAAACCCAAUAAAUUGGAAAUGGUUUCUUUCUUGAACUGGUAUUUACUGAAUUUCAAUAUGGAUCACAAUUAUGACACAUCAUCGAAGUCAAUGCAUCAUAAAAUCAUGAUUUUAAAAUAGGUACAAUUUGUGCAUACAAUGUAAAUCUAUUUACUUUUUAAAAAAUUAGCACAUUUACCACAAUUAGUUGAUUCACACACAGUAACACAUACGAAAUUUAUAUCUAUAGUUUGCAUUACAUUAUUUUUAAAAAAACUUUUAAAAUAAUGAUCAACAAUUUCCAGUGGUUGGCUAUUAAUGAUUAUGCGAGGUGCAGUAUUUGUGUUCUGAUCUAGUAUUUUAGUCUUGCUUUGACUAAUAUUUAAGCCAAACUUCUGGCAAGCAGCAGAUAGUUUGUCAACAAGGGUCUGAAGUUGAGUACCAGAUUAAUCAACAAUAGCUGCAUCAUCAGCAUAGAGGAUUUAGAACCUUCUUAACUUUGAUUUUUGCCCUAAAUCUGAAUAUAUUGAUUAGUUGAUUAUUAUUUAAAUUAUCCAAUUGGAUCAACUGACUUUUAGAGAAGAAGUUAUUUUAUACAAUUUUCUUCUUUCGACGGGCCCUCUACGGUCAUCUUGAGGACCCUUUGGGUUCUGCGGACCACAGUUUGAGAACCUCUGCACUAGAUCUUUGAUGUGCUUCAGGAUAGUCAAGGUAAUGGGCAUUAUGUCACAGAUGAAAUGAACCAGAAUUAUCAAAUACACCACUUGCUGUAGAAGUUGUUUUAAGAGGUUUAAAGCUUCAGAGAAGUUUAAAAUAGCUUCAUGAUGUAUUUACAGUGAGAUCUAGGAUUCAUAUUCUAGGCUCAGACCUAUUCUAAGUUUCAGUGUUUUUGUGGAUCAUCUCUGUAUAAUAUCUAAGAGGUUUACAGAAUAGCUUAGCAUAUGGGACAAGUCAUUCGAAGGCUUCAAGAAGUGGGUAUCAGACCACAAGACUUUCUUGGUAUACCUAUCACAGACUAUGCAAGAUGGGAUGAUAGAUCAAUAACUACUGCUCCAGAAAUGAAUACCAUUGACAGAUUUCCAGACCUGGAUGAGCUUCCUCCAGAAAUAAGUUUAGAAGUACUUUCACAUCUAGAUGCAACUGACUUGUGUCUUGCCUCCUGUGUCUGGUCACAUUUAGCCAAUGAUGAAUUCUUAUGGCAAGGAUUAUGCAGAAGCUGUUGGGGAAGUGUCACAAUCUACAAUAGGACCAGGCAAGAUGAUUUUUCCUUCAAGCAACUGUUUAUGUUACUUGAUGAGGCCAGCCUUACAUUUAACACAGACCCAUUUGCAGGUAUCAAUUAUUUAACGUCUAAAAAUAUACUGGAUGACAAGCCUUUAGAAAUUGCCAAAUUUCUACACACAACUAAAAGAUUGUGGCCUUCUAAAAAACUGGAAUUUGUACAGAAAAGACCAGAUGUAUUGGAAAGAUUAGUCCAGCUCCAGAACUUUCAGAACCAGUUUCUACCCAAUGCUCUGCGCAAAUUUUUCAAAGAAGUGUCAGCUCCAAGAGAAAGAGGAGACACUCUGACUUUUAUGAUAGAGAAUUUCUCACAGAGGUUUUGUGCCUGCAACCCAAAACUUGGGCUUAGCAAAGAUGCUGUGUUUGUGCUCUGCUUCUCCCUCAUAAUGCUCUCCGUUGACCUGUGCAGCCCUCAUGUGAAAAACAAGAUGUCUAAGCGUGAGUUCAUCAAGAACACUUGCCAGGCAGUUUCUGAACUCAGCCGAGAUCUGGCAGGGCACAUGUACGACAACAUCUACCUAGCUGGCCAUGUUGCCCCAAAGGACUUUUCCAAUUCUUGAUGCGAAUAGCUUGAUAACAACUGUUUUAGACAAAUUUAAAACAAAAAGCUAUUGUGAUGAUUUUCUGCCGUACUUGAAAAGAAGCUUUUCAGGUUUUUGUUUUAGUCUUGAUAAGCAUCAGUUGUUAACUUGUACAUUUUUUAAAACAAUUUUUUUUUUACAAAUUAAAUAAUAAAAGAAAUGAUAAAAAAAUAAUUUAAUGUUGAAAUGAGUGAUAUUUAUUUAUUAAUUUUUUUUACCAUUGAAAUUUUACAUUGAUGAUUGACCCUAAAAUAAUUAUUUAUAUUUAUUUUUUUAUAUCUCUAUUUAUUGUCUAAGUGACUGUUGUGAUUAAUAUUGGGUUGUUAUGAUGAUGUCACAUUACUGCAGUGAUAAAUGGCAUCAUUUGAGGCUUAUGCUUUUAAAGUACUAGUUACCCUGAUUACUUAAUGAAGUGAUAUUUACUUGACCCUAGUCUAUUCAGUGUUAACUUCAUUUUUGUGCAGCUCUCCACUGAUGGGAGUUUGCCAGGUUUAAAUAACUUAAGUAAACAUAUCUAUCUACUCUUAAACUAAACUGCAAAUAAAAUAAAAAAAAUAAAUAAAAUAAUAAAUAUCUCUUUUGUCAUUGUAGUUUUGCUGGUCAGGAUGGUCCAGACUUCCCCCUUCCCUUUGUUUCAUUUUUCCUACUAGUAUCAUCCUUGGUUUUCUAAUGACAGGAACUUAAUAUCUUAUCUAGUAACAAACAAAAAAAAAAAGAAAAGGAGUGGGUCAAGGUAAACCAGCUAUACUUGAAAUUGACUCACUGUCAACUAAAGUCAGCUCUGCCUUUAUGUAUCCCUCCACUACUUCCAUGUUACACAUGUUAAUCUUGCUAACAAAGCAGUUGUAUACUUAUACAUGUACAUUUUGCUUUUAUUUUGUUUCUGCCAUACAUACUUUGAGCCUUAGAUUUUAUUUUCCUGAUAUGGUGCCUGAUACAUUCCUGACGCCAUACGUAGCCAUGUUAUCAAAAUGUAUUUAUUGUGAUGAUUAGAAGAAAAAUCUUUUAAUUGCAAUGUGUAGAUGGAUUUUUUAAAGCAAGUUUACAGUUUAUGUGGAUAUUUCUUUUACAUACAGAAACUAUAGGCACAUGAAUUUUUAAAUAAUCAGUGUAAGGCUUAAUUACUUAUAAAAAAUAUUUCCCUCCUUUUCUGUAUCAAAGUUUUUUAAUAAAACUUCUUUCUGUUACAUCUUUUUAGCUGGCAUGAAUCUGAGUAAAGUUCAAUUGAGAGUUGAAUGUUUAGGUUUAUCAAAGGUUCUAAACUGUUAAACAUAAUGGGUCUGAAAAUCAAAGAAAUGGUUAUCUAAUUGUUUAAGUACUUACAAUUCAAAAACAAAAUUAUAAUUUGUUUGAAUCAGAAUUGUACUACUUGUUAAAUGAAUGUAUAGAACAUUUGAAGGGUGAAGUGGAAUGGUGUGGCAUGGUUUUUAAAAAUCUCUACUAGUGCCAUUGUUCUAUUCAAUUGUACAAUCUCAUGUGUGUUCCAGUUGUAAAUAGAGUGUGCCAUGGUCAAGCUGAACAACAUUCAGCUGGAGGAAAUGAGGUAGAAAAUACUUUCAAGUCUAUUACAAAUAAAAUUAGGCAAUCAUUUGGCUAAAUUGUUAAAAAUGUCAUUGUACAAGGCAGGCUGUGUUAUUGAUGAGUGCCAGGAUUUUGCUCCACAACGUAUGAAAUUUAGUUCUAUUUUCUGGUCUUUUUAUGUUGUCUUAAGCUUUAAAUUUGAACUUAUCAAUUCUACUUGUUUUUCCAAGGCCUUCAUUGAAAAAAUGAGACUAUUUUAAUUUCCAUUCUCAUCUUUUCUCUGUGUUAGAUAUUAAUGUUUAAGCUCAUUUCUUGAUAUAUUUUAUCCAUUUUAAACUUUAUGAAGUAAUUUUAAAUUACUGUUUUAGUGAAUGGUACAUUAAUUUUUUUUUCCCAGUUGAUUAAAAAGUUUUCUUUUAAAGACAAAAAAAUGAUGUUUCCAGUAAGAAAAUAAAAACUUUGCAACACUUUUAGUAGAAAUCUCUGUUUAUAAAACCUAAGUCAGCACACGGUCUAAAGUAAAAGUGUCUGCAAGUCUUAUGAGAACACAUUAUGUGAUGAGUCUGAACCAUUCCAAUCAAAUAUUCUGUGGUGUCUGAGUAUGUAGCAGUGGUAUGAAAAUGUUUCACCAUUUCUCUCAUGUCUGUUGUUGGGCUGUGUGAAUAGUCAUUGCUGGCUACAUAAAAGUACUUAACUCAUGCAAAACUGAAUUUCUUUUAUUCCUUUUAUCCAGUUAUCUAUUUGUGUAACCCUUCAUAUAAGACUAGAAAGAAAUAUCUUCAUUUUAUUGUUUUAGGUAUACCUAUGUUUUUACACUGUCUCUUCUUUACAGUAUACAUUUCAUGAAUGGUCAUUCAUUUGUUAAAGGGAGGUUAAUCCUAAAAAAAACAUGAGCAAUACUGUUAGGUUUUAUUGCCCAACCUGCAGAGAAAUGUAUUGAUGAGUUGUGAAGUUCAGUUGCUUACAUUUUUUUUUUUUUUUUUAUCAUUUCCAAUGUUUUAGCACUAAUCAAAAUAAUUAGGCUAAUUAUUCAGGAAGAACUAGAAUAAACUGGAAAAUUUAUCGAUGAUCUGUUCUGACAUUUUUUUUUUAAUGAAAUCGUAUAUUAUAAAAUCAUGUAUCACAACAGAAAUUAUGAAUUCCAUUUUGUGGGACAUCUGUAGUAAAUCUUUUAUUUAUAGCUGAAUUACUGUUGAAUAUUGUUUGAUUUGAGAAUCACAUUUUUCUGUGAAAGAUCAGUAAUUAGCUAACACAAUACCUUCCUUCAUUCCUCAGUCUUCUCAGUCAAAGUCAUUUACCACAUGAUAUGCCAACUAGAGUGUUUUGUUUCUGUCUUUACUAUAAGAAUGUUUUUGUUUUGGGCAUCUAAAAUGUGUCUUAGGUCAAGUUCAUUGUUGAGCCAGCUGCUAAUCCUUUUUGUCACAAUUGGAAGUUUUAAAAAACCCCAAAGAAAACAGUGUAUAAUAAAAUAGAUUUGUUAUUUCAUUGCUGCCUGACAAAUUAAUUUUCUUUUUUGGAUGACACUUUCUUUGGUUUUAUAAAUACACAUCAUUGCUCAGUAUCAAUUAAUAGUUCCUUUAUCUUGUAUUUCUUACAACUUAGUUGAAUACAUAUGUCUUCAAAAUAAUGGCGGUGAUUAUCUAAUCAGAUGUUGAGUUCAAAAUGGUUUUUUUUUUUCAGAUUUAAAAAUGUUUUUUUUUUUUUUAUGUGGUGAUUACAAAAAAUUUAAAUAAAGAUUUAGAUUUCCUUGUAUUUGCUUACCAAACACAUACACACUCAGUUAUUUAUUAGUAAUUUAAAACAUACAUUGAUUUGAAUUUUCCAUUGAAGGUAAAAAUGUGAACAUUUGAAGUCUAUAAAAUAUACACCCAUACAAAAUGUAUGAUUUCUAGUUCAAAUUUUUCUUUGCAAAAUCUGUACCGUUAUGUUGGUUUCAUAUUUUAAAAUUAUAUACGUGUAUAGUUAUCAUGUUUUGUUUGUUAAAUUUUGUUGAUUAAAUCAAGAUCAUUAUACAAAAUAUAUCAAAUAUAUACAUUGCAGGGAUUUCAUUUCAAGCCAAUGCUAAUUUGUCUUUAAAAUUAAAAAUACAAUUACUUUAAAAAUCUUUCUCUUUUUUUUUUUUAUUUAUUUACUUUUAUUUUGGGAAAUUUCUUGUAUGUUCUUGCUGUACCUAUAAAAGUAAAGGUAAAACUUGAGACAGACCCUAGAUACACAAAGUGUAGUAGAUUAGUGGGGAACACAUUAGGUCCAAGAAACAUGUACAACACAUUAGGUCCCAGAAACAUGUACAACACAUUUUUGAAACUGAGCCAUUUGUUCUCCAUUAUUUUGUACAUAAGAGAUUUGGUUUGCAAACAUCAUUCAUGUUUUUUUUCUCUAUCAUUUUUAUCAAAAGCAUGUUCUUAGAUGCAACCUUAUAGCACUAACAUGCCAUCAAGAUGUUGUUUGCCCAUGUUAUUGGACUGCAGUUGAUUUUUUUCUAAUGCUGUGACAAAACCUAGAACCUUUUUUUUUUAACAUUUUUAUAUGAAAGUUCAACAUUGUUGUCUGCACCUUGCUGUUCUUGUUGUCUCUGAGAGGAUGAACGUGUCCAAAGACUUUUGGAGUGAUACUAUUUGGCUUGGUUUCUAACUGAUUUUGUGUGUUGCUAACAACUUUUGGCCUAUGCAUGCAUUGUUGAUGUGCUCUAAAUGUUAAGUACCUUACAGAGGGAGAAGAAUGCAUUGCAGUACAUUGAACAUGGUCACAUUUAUUGUUAGUUGCUGUGUGAGUCAUCAGAUGUGACACUUGUCCAGGUGGGUCAGACACUGAGUACAGUCUAUGUAUCUUGCCUGGUCCACUGUGUUUAAAGAGGGUCCUGAUUUGCUUUUUUUUUUUCUUCUUCUGACAACUGGUUUUGCUUUGCUUCAACCAUGCUGUUUCUGGUUCUGUAUGAUGUUGUCUGGCAUGUUCAGCUGUUGGACUCCACUGGUUCCCAGUCAUUUCAUCCCCGGUCAUUUCAUCCCCUGGUCAUUUCAUCUCCUGUUCUUUUCAUCAUCUGAUCAUUUUAUCUAACAAAUAGUCAUUGUAACAUCAUGAAAUAAGUAAUAUUUAAUAUAUUCAUUUUUAUUUACUUGACAAAAAGUGUAACACAUUAGAUAAGAAUAAAUUAAAUGCCAUUAAAAACUAUAAAAAUUUUACGUGUAUAAAUAUAGAGGUCAAUAAAAAAAUUUUUUUUGUGUUUAUCUACAUCAAUAAGACAGAUAGGCCUAUGCUAUUGAUUGUUAAGAAGACAAUCCAUCGAUUCAUAUUGCUGAACAAUCUUUGUAAUUCUCUUUGCCUUUAGCACAAUUUACAACUUUAAUGUUAAAAAGGAAUUAAAGCAAAACUUAUAUAGGCGACAUGAUAUCCUGAGGAUGAGUGAAGUCAGCCUUUAGUAGAAAAAAUAAAACCUUAUUUCAAGGCUAAAAAUGACGCGCCCAUUUUCAAGAGCGAUUGAAAAGUAAAAUAAAGUUAAAGAUGGUCGUCAGGAGUUAUCAGCGGCAGGAUCAUAAGUAUUCUUAUCGUUCUCAUCUCUUAAAUGAUUUCCACUACUUCCACCACACCUUGGCCUUUAAU
Molecule: messenger RNA, 8829 nt
Organism: Biomphalaria glabrata
Lineage: Eukaryota; Metazoa; Mollusca; Gastropoda; Planorbidae
Product: F-box only protein 8-like
Exons: 8
Coding region: 2791-3690 (299 amino acids)
Biological process (GO): regulation of ARF protein signal transduction
Molecular function (GO): guanyl-nucleotide exchange factor activity; protein binding
Source: RefSeq, a predicted model, not a curated record